Molecule: messenger RNA, 1500 nt
Organism: Mucor velutinosus
Lineage: Eukaryota; Fungi; Mucoromycota; Mucoromycetes; Mucorales; Mucoraceae
Exons: 1
Coding region: 1-1500 (499 amino acids)
Source: RefSeq, a predicted model, not a curated record
AUGCUUCCCUGGAGUACUUCUCAAGGCGCAUCCAACGGUGUAAAUUAUAGUCUGUUCCAGAUUGGCCAGAUCUUGAUAUUUUUCGUCUUGAUCAUGGCUUCCUCUGCUAAAAAACAGAGUGAUAACAGUGAUCCACCCACACAAGGUGGUUCAAUGGAUUCUAGCGAUAAUCCAAGCAAUCAACUAUUUACGUACCAAUCCUUUACCGAUGCUCUCAAGGAACAGAAGAGACACAACUUUGAAGUUGUACCUGAUGUGGAUAACAACACAUUCAAACCUCUGAACACCUACUCAACAUUCAUUGAAGCUAAAGAGCGCAAUUCUAUCGUCAUCGACUGUGCUCAGUUCUUGGGCAUGGAGUUCAAGGACACGAUUCUCCUCAAGGUACUGCGAGAACAGUUUCCCAAAUGCUUAGGUCUCAAGCCUAGGAUCAUUGGCAAAAACAGGAAGAAGGCCAUUGAACUUGGGUUCACAACUGAAAACCUCUGUCGCGACGCUCUCUUGAAGGAAUUCAAGUUCAAUGGAAAAGUCAUUGAAGUCAACAAGACGCUGAAUCAUACUGCAAACGUAAUCGACAUUGGUAUCUCUGAGAUCCCACUCAUGAAAGAGGAUGAAUUGAAACCAGCCUUGAUCAAGAUAUUUGAAAGAUAUGGCGAUAUCUUAAACAUUGGUAUCUCAAAGAGUGGAGACUCUGACUGGCUUACUGGAAGAGGAUUCACUACUCUUAAUCGGGAUAAAUUAAAGGAGUCCACUUAUGCAAACAUCCUAACCCCUCAAGUUGAAUUAGAAGGUUUCCCAGGCACCAAUUUGCACCUGGUAUGGUCCCAGAUGAAGCCUAUCUGUACUGACUGCCCCAAGAGAACAAGAAGACUCUGUCACCGUUGUAAGAGUUCUAACCACUUGAUUGCGAAAUGCCCUGUAGUCCCAUGGAACAACAAACCAACGGAGGAAAGCAAUGAAACCAAACCAAGCAAGUCUACCCCUGGAUCCAAGCAGAAUGAACUCCAGUUGGUGUCACGUAGAAAUUCCAGCAGCAGAGAAGUCAACCUGCUUGAUCUUGUGAAACAAGGUCAGCCACAACAACCAGCAUCCCAAAAUCAAUUUGAAAUAUUGAAUCACGAAGUGGAAAUGGAAGAGGUCGAAGAGUCCCAAGAAAAUGAAGAAAAAGACACUGAAAAGUCCACUUCACUAGACAAAGGUGUCAAAAUGUCUCGCUCUUCAAGUGAACCAGCCAACAAGAAGCCGAUCAAGGCUACCCCAUCUGUCACACAAUCUACUCCUCACCUCGCCACCAGAAGUAACCAAACAUUGAAGCUCACUGACGUUGACAAGCUCACUCCAUUGAAAUUCAAAAGAAAUCUGGAUGAUGCUAUAUCCCCAAAUGGCCAACAGGAAACUGCCCCAUCUUCAAAAAAAAAAAGAACACAAAAAAGAAUGAAUCAAGCACCAACGAAGCAGCCGGCUCUUCCAAUACCUCUGGUAGCGGAAAGCCACCGCUGA